GCAGAAAUAAACAAUAACAAAUGCUGAUAACUUUCGCCGGGUGUGGUUCGAAAUAAAUGAGUAAAUAAUUAGGCCGCAAUGUCUCACGCUCUCGAACAACGAGAGGCGAUUAUUAAAUCCUGCAUUCCUGAGCUAAUUAAAACAUUAACUGGGUUUGAUGACACGGAGGAAAAUUUUACCUUAUGUCAGCAGUUCGCACUGCAAACGAUUCGCAACCACCGUUUUCUAUCGGUAAACAGUCACGAGAUUCGUCGCAAAGCGGAUGGCUUCGCACAGAACUUGCGCAUAUCCAACAUGGAACGCCAUGCCGAAACGUUUCUUCAGCUUUUUGAGGGAUUCAUUGCGGAGCCGGAAUGUGCCGAUCAUUAUGUGCACGAUAUCCAAUGGUCCGUUUUGCUUUUCCUCAUGAAAGUAGCACACAAUCCGGUGGGAGCGCUGAGGGAACGAAUAAGACGAGGCUAUCCUAUCGCAAUGAUUGAAGCAACGGUUGAGGAAAUUCCACCAGUAGCUGACGACCACCGAGAGGAAAUUCUGGAGGAUCUGAAGGCUGACAAUAUCGCUAUUGACGAGGAUGGUGGGGAUGAUGAUUCAGAUUUAAGCGAAUGGUCAGACUCGGUAGAUGAGGACAAUGUGUUAAAAGAGGAAGUGUCUGCAAACGUGUCAGAAGAAAAUGUAACGCAGACUAAAGAAGUUGUUGUUUAUACCAGAGUUGAAUCUCCCAAGCGGGAUCUAGGAUAUGAAAGGUUUGAUGGAUCUGAAUCAGAAAAGUGGCUGAAGGAGAACAUUCAGUCUCGCUGGUGGGUUGAUCCUAAAGCUCGAGCUGAGGUUAAUAGUACACACGAAGGAGCAUCUUUCUGCGACUAUUGGAGUCAAACUAUUUUGAAAGCAUCCAAUAGUUUUAUCAAAUUGGACCCUGUCUCGACCGUUUCGGAGUACUGUUUGGUAAGGGAAAUUUUGUGGAUGUUCACAAAUCCAACUGACUGUAAAUUUUUCCGCAUUGAUGAUGACCAAAUCUGGAUCAAUCCGAAUGUAUCACUUUCGAGCGCAACAGAGCGAGGAUUACACACAUUCCUUAUCAAUUUCACCGAACACAUGACUAUUGUUUUCCGUUUGCGGAAUUUCUGCAAUCGAGUGUCGGAAUCAUCGAGUAAACCAAUUCCGGCGCCUUACAGUUUUGAAUGCUAUUCCGCGGGAGUACGCGACUUCCUCGAUCACUUGGGAGCCACUAUUGUUGAACUAGAGAAGAAGGCAAUUGCACAGGAGCCGGAUUGUAUAUUUACAAUAAUAACACUUUUCCACGAGCUGGAGCCGGAAUUCAAUGUGCUCAAAAAUCUUUACGACAUUCAUCGUUUUUCCGUACUCGAUUGGACCAAGUUUCCCGCACAUAUUGCGGUUGCUCAUUUGAUUUCCGGACUGUUUCGAGGCGUCAAGUUGAGUGGUCAUCUCGAGAAAACAAAUCUUGCCUUUGCGCUGCUUCUUUCCACGCUGAAAGGUUACAUGAACAUAAUCGACAUCUGGUGGACGGAAGGGCGUUUAGAUGAUUGGCGGGAGGAGUUUCUGGUGGAAAAAACAUAUGCCGAGAAUGGGAACACUGUAACUGGUUAUCGCGCCAGGUUAUUUUCCAAAUGUAAAAAACGAUCCUUCUAUGUCAGCUCGGCGGUAUCCGAAGUGAUUGAGAAUGAUGCGAUCAUUAAGCUGUUAAUGCAUCACUCCCUGGAGGCAGGUUAUACGCUGAACAUAUUGUGCGGUUUGGAUCGAAUAAGUGAUUUACGGAGUGGGUCUGAAUCGGACGAAAACAUGAUGUACUUAGGAUUUUUGGAAGUAAUCAUGGAAGUACUGGAUGGUUUCAAGACGGCUGAGAAUUCAACAGAGGACUUGGUUGAUGGGGACAAAAAGUUAGCGGAAGACAUGUCGAAGAAUAUGGCCAAGACUAUGAAGCUGCAAAAUUUACGUAACCAGAUCAAAGAGAUUUGCGACGAUGAAUUGCUGAUGAUGGCAUUGGACAGUUCCUUACAGCUGGCUUGUGAGGAAGAUGAUGAUGAUGGGAAAGUAGAUACCAGCGAGGAACUGUCGAAAAAUCCCCUGAUCAAUGCACACUUGCUGUACGGCAGGCUGAAUUCAAUUUCAAAUUACUUGAUGCUGCCACUGGAACACGUGCUCUUUGACGCUAUCAAGAAUUUAAUGGAAUCAAAGCGACAAGCGGCGAAUCACUUCGUCUCCACUAUCUAUAAAGAAGAACUUUUGGUGUUGAAUCACCUGCAGAACAUUAGAAGGGUGCUACUUUUGGAGGCUAGUGAUUUGAUGUAUUUUUUCUACAGCGAUUUGUUCAAAAUGAUUGAGGCAGGAGAGCACUGGGCGAAUCCAUACCUGCUGACGAUUCAACUGAAUGAUAUUUUGGCUUCGCGAUUCUCCGAUAUGACAUCACUGUUCACGAUUGAAAUUAUCGCAAGAAACAAGAGUGAAACAACAACCGUGCUGGAAGCAAUCGAUAUGUUGCAGAUUUGUUACAGCCCCUGUAAUGAUCUCAGCAAUAUGAUAAACGAAAAAACAAUGUCCAUCUAUAAUAAUGUGUUCAGGUUUCUUCUCAAAGUUAAGUGGGCUCUUGGGAAGCUAGAAUCAUUACGCUUUCCUGAAUGUUAUAAAAAAAAACGUCCCUACGAAGAUCUAUGCAUUUUAGACUUAAACCUUAAGCGUCUGUCAAUGUUAAAAUUUUGGAUGAUUUUUUCGGUUCAAUGUGUUCACUCUCACUUGAUGACCCACGUGUUGCAAUCACUAGGGAUGCAUUUGGACAGAAAGAUGCAGGCUGCCGAUAAUUUGAACGAAAUGAUUGCCGACCAUCAAUCUUACAUCAGCGCCAUACACGAACAAUGCUUCCAAACGGAUGAGGGUAAAGUUUUUCGCGAAGGUGUUAUACGUUUGCUGAAUUUGGUGCAAAUCAUGAGCGACGAAUGGAUCAAUAAUGUGCUGUAUACAGAUAUGGAUGCCCGUGGUGAUAUCGAGGACAACAGCAUGAUUGGUGAUUUCAUCAGUAACGCUCAAGUCAGCAUGUUGGAGAAAACAUAUUGCAAGUGUCAUCAGCAGUUGGCGGAGCUCUUGAAUCGGGAAGUGUAUGCGAAACACAAAUCACACCUCGCAGCGCUUGCAGAUGCUUUUAGCUACAAUGUUCCUUAUUAAACCACAAUUGUUACCAUGUCAUCUAUUUCGUGUUACACAUGUUGAACAGAGUAAAAAACAUUUUUUCCGCUUA
Toxorhynchites rutilus septentrionalis is the source of this 3247-nucleotide messenger RNA. RefSeq names its product gamma-tubulin complex component 5 (gene Grip128). The record is from RefSeq and is a predicted model, not a curated record. The transcript has 4 exons. Gene Ontology annotation, biological process: mitotic cell cycle; spindle assembly; meiotic cell cycle. NCBI's taxonomy places the organism in Eukaryota, Metazoa, Arthropoda, Insecta, Diptera, Culicidae. Gene Ontology annotation, molecular function: gamma-tubulin binding; microtubule minus-end binding. The coding region runs from base 79 to 3174 and encodes 1031 amino acids. Gene Ontology annotation, cellular component: centrosome; spindle pole; equatorial microtubule organizing center.